GUGAUUGGGUGCUGGGCAAGGCCCGCUUUAGAGUCCCAGGCUGCGGGGCGGGCGGGGGUUGUGCUGGGGCUCCAGGCGGAGGCCGCGAGCGGAGGAUGUGAGUUCACAGCCGGGAUUGCUGGCGGGCAGGCGGCCACAGCCCAGGGCGGCACAGGGUCGACUUGCAACCCAGCUGAGAGGAGAAGCGCCGCCCGGGGACGGGAUUGGGCAGUCUGCUGGUGAGGGUUCAUCUCAUCCAUACUCCAUCCUUGGGGCAAAUGAGAGUCUGCUGGACAAGCCACCAAGGAAAUUCGUGUUGAGAGUAUGAGGCUCUGGCCUCCACUGACCACUCGCUCGUGAUCCUUCCACCACGGCGGAGCCUUCCAAGCCGACCUCCUGCCGUGUGGUGAUCUACCUGCAGCGGGAGAUGUCAGGGGAUACCUGUCUGUGCCCAGCCUCGGGGGCCAAGCCCAAGCCGAGCAGCUUCAAGGGAGGAGGCCUGGGCAACAAAUACGUCCAGCUCAAUGUGGGGGGCUCCCUGUACUACACCACUGUGCGGGCACUAACCCGGCACGACACCAUGCUCAAGGCCAUGUUCAGCGGGCGCAUGGAGGUGCUGACUGACAAAGAAGGCUGGAUCCUCAUAGACCGAUGUGGAAAGCACUUCGGCACCAUUUUGAAUUACCUCCGCGAUGACACCAUCAUCCUCCCACAGAACCGGCAAGAAAUCAAGGAACUGAUGGCCGAGGCCAAGUAUUACCUCAUUCAGGGGCUGGUGAGCGUGUGCCAGACUGCUCUGCAGGACAAGAAGGACUCCUACCAGCCUGUGUGCAACAUCCCCAUCAUCACCUCCCUGAAAGAGGAAGAGAGGCUCAUCGAAUCCUCCACCAAGCCCGUGGUGAAGCUGCUGUACAACAGAAGUAAUAACAAGUAUUCGUACACCAGCAACUCGGACGACCACCUGCUGAAAAACAUCGAGCUGUUCGACAAGCUCUCCCUGCGCUUCAACGGCCGCGUGCUCUUCAUCAAGGACGUCAUUGGCGAUGAGAUCUGCUGCUGGUCCUUCUACGGCCAGGGCCGCAAGCUGGCCGAGGUCUGCUGCACCUCCAUCGUGUAUGCCACGGAGAAGAAGCAGACCAAGGUGGAAUUCCCAGAGGCCCGCAUCUAUGAGGAGACCCUGAAUGUCCUGCUCUAUGAGACUCCCCGAGUCCCUGACAACUCCUUAUUGGAGGCCACCAGCCGGAGCCGCAGCCAGGCUUCCCCCAGUGAAGAUGAAGAGACCUUCGAACUGCGGGACCGGGUCCGCCGUAUCCAUGUCAAACGCUAUAGCACUUACGAUGACCGGCAGCUCGGCCACCAGUCCACCCAUCGCGACUGACAGGACCCUCAGGGAGUCAGGGCACGGGCCACCCUGUCUCCCCUCCUGUGGAACCCUGCCCCGCUGGCCGCCCCACGCUGCUACUGGCUGGGUUUCUGCUCCAGCGCCCAGAGGCCUGACAGGAAGGCAGAGGGCCUGAGCAGGAGAGGGACCACAUUGUUUGCCCUGCUCCCUGAGCACUUCCGGAUGCCCGGGUCCUGGACCCUUUGCUCACCCUUCCUGACAGGAGCUGCGUCUGCCCCUGGGGCGAAUGGACUGACCUGCCCACCUCCCACGAGAACAAUCCCCUUGCCCCCUUGCUGAGUGUCCUUUUGCUCCACUGAAGGGCUACCUUUAGGCCUCUGGGGAGGUCCAUGGGGAACGAGCUCGUUCUGGUGCUGUGGAGGCCCAGUUUCUUACAGAAGGUGGGGCUCCUUUUUCCCUAGGUGUUUAAGCACAGGCCUCAUGAUUUUGGUUUUUAAAAAAUUAUCUAGGAAAUGAAUAGUUUUGAGUCUAAUAAUGAGGGGAAUAGGUAUUUGUGCUACCCCUCUAGGGUGCCAAGACCCUGGGUAGAGGGCAGAACCUUUGGCCUUCCUUGAUGCCUUUGACAUCUGUUUCUUUAAAGCACUUUGUACUUUUAUUCAGGAGAUUUGUAUUCUGCCCUGACACGCAUCAACUUUUUCUGACCCUAACCCCUCUUCCCUCCAGAAUCCGUCUGAGAGAGGGGCUAGAGAAGCAAUAAAACAAAAUACGGACUAACUUUGGCUUUGCUGGGCUGGCCAAACAGCCAGCCCAGAGAGCAUGGACAGGAAGGAAGGGAACUGUAGUCCUAAUAAUGCCCAUGAGAAAGGACAUUUUCAGGUCACGUAAUGGAGUCCUGGGGCCUAACAUGAUUGCUCUUUUUGAUUCUCUUGCCCUCAGCUCCAAGGUAUGCUUUGCUUUACUUUCUGGAAAGCCAAAGGGCCGUUACAGGGGCCAGGAGCAUGAGCCGCAGCGGGAAAGCUGUGGGGCCCAUGGGCACCGCACUCAAGACGCCCACCAGCUGAGGACAGUAAAUGUGUGCUCUGCGUUCCCAGCAGCCCUGUGCAGAGGUGGCAUGUGCUUGGCCAUAUGGCCCCUGCCCGCCCCAUACUGUUGGUUUUGUGUCCCGGCUGGGGUGGGGGGAGGUGGUGGUGUUCUGCCCAGCGUUGAGUCUGGACGCAGGGUGAUGGGAGCAGCCUAAGUCCCUUCAAAGGCUGGGUGAUGUGGCCAUGGAGCUGCCAAGGCCCAGCUCUUGGGCAAGGAUGCAAGUUACUCCUUGGGGCUUUUUUUCACUACCUUCUGUUUGGCGUGGCCCUUUGGGAGGCUGCUUAUCCGAAUUCUUUUCCAAAGGAAUGCCAUCAGGCUGGGAGCUGCUCAGCCAGCCUAAGAAAACCCCACAGCCACUGAGCGGUAGCCACUCGGGAAGGAGUGCCAGUUAUCAGGCUCCUGGCUCCUGACAACUGUCGCUUAGCUAAGUGGCCUGCUUAUGGCCGACGCAAUGGAGCCUAUGGGCAAAUGCUAGGCCCGGGUUCGUAGACGCCUACAAGGACCUGAAAUGACAUGAUGGGGCAGGGGAAGUGUGACUAACCAGGCAUUUGACGCUUGUCACAGCCUUGCAAAUGUAGACUUCCAGGUGAGGCACCCUGGUCAUCAGCUCGGAACACUUCACCCAGCCCUCCCUGGAGUAGAGGUGAAGACAAAUCCAUUUCUUUGGCCAGAUUCCGCCUUUGGCUUUGUGGCUUUCCCACAGAGACUGGAAUGCUUCUUCUGCCUGAGGCCUCUGGCCUAUUUCCUCCGCUGCCCUCCUGAGGCCUCUAAUACUCAAAGCCCCAGCUUCCCACUGAGGUAUUUUAAUGCCUGUCCUUUGACCUCCCCAGCCCUGCAGCCUCUUUGCUCUCUGACAUUUAGAUCAACUCUCUCGGUGGUGACUAUUCUUUUUUCCUGAGAAAGCACAGUAAUCCUGGACUGAUCAAAAAUAUCUCCCUGGUCUUAAGAAAAAUACUAACAUUGAAAUCACUGAAGUCAGCUUCUUUAAUCGAACUUUGUGGCAUAAGGGUUGGGGGAAUUUUUUUUGCGUUUCUCAGCCCCAUUCAGAAAGCAGCUCUUGGCUGUGUGAAUUUUUCAACUCGGAGCAGCCCAAGGGAAAGCAAAGAGUGUGGAUGAAGGUCAAACCUUCUCGGUUUCUGAGAAAACUGGAAGCCUGCUGUUCACCACAGGUACCAGGACUGGGUUUUAUUCCAUUUCUUAUCUGACCAAUGUCUGCCUAAAGGAUGGCCCAGGUCCUGCCACGAGAGAAGGUCUCCUUUGUCCCUUAACUGCAAUCCCUUGUUGCUCAGCAUGGGUGAUGGAAACCGACACUAAUUUCUAAUAAAAUUGUGUUACACCGCA
Molecule: messenger RNA, 3745 nt
Organism: Mirounga angustirostris (Northern elephant seal)
Lineage: Eukaryota; Metazoa; Chordata; Mammalia; Carnivora; Phocidae
Gene: TNFAIP1
Product: TNF alpha induced protein 1
Exons: 8
Coding region: 407-1357 (316 amino acids)
Biological process (GO): negative regulation of Rho protein signal transduction; protein ubiquitination; protein homooligomerization
Cellular component (GO): Cul3-RING ubiquitin ligase complex
Molecular function (GO): ubiquitin-protein transferase activity; protein binding
Source: RefSeq, a predicted model, not a curated record